CUUGUUUUAUAUUCCAGUCGGAAUUCGGAUAUUUCCGACAGCACUUGAAGGCGGCAUCAGUUGGACGUUUAACUCGGCGAACAAACAACCGUGUGGAACAAAGUCAGAGUAAACAACCAUGAAACGUCCCGGAAACGUAUUAACCGCCACGUUAACAACAUUAACUCUUCUACUUUGCCUGCGUUCAGUCAGAGGGGACUACUGCGAGGUGAACGUCUGCCACAACGGAGGAACGUGUGUGACGGGGAUUGGCGAGGAUCCGUUCAUCUGCAUCUGCACGGAUGGCUUCGCCGGAGACACCUGCAACCUGACCGAGACCGGGCCCUGCAGUCCCAACCCCUGCAAGAACGACGGGUCGUGCAAGAUCCUCGCUCCCACCAGGCGAGGGGACGUGUUCAGCGAGUACGUCUGCAAGUGCCAGCCCGGCUUCCAGGGAGCGCACUGCCAGAUCAACGUGAACGACUGCGCCAACAAGCCCUGUAAGAAUGGAGCGGUGUGUCGAGAUCUGGACGGCGACUUUGCGUGUCAGUGCCCUUCGCCGUAUGUUGGGAAGCAGUGCCAGCUAAGUUGCAUCUCUCUGCUGGGGAUGGAGGGAGGAGCCAUCGCAGAGUCUCAGAUUUCCGCCUCCUCGUUGCACUACGGCAUUCUGGGCCUUCAGCGCUGGGGCCCGGAGUUGGCGCGGCUCAACAACCAGGGCAUCGUCAACGCCUGGACGUCGGCCGCCCACGACAGGAACCCCUGGAUCGAGAUCAACAUGCAGAAGAAGAUGCGCCUGACGGGCAUCAUCACCCAGGGGGCCAGCCGCAUGGGCACGUCCGAGUACGUCAAGGCCUUCAAGGUGGCGAGCGGCUUCGACGGGAGCGCUUACGCCACGUACAGAGCGGAGGGCGAGAGGCGGGACAAGGUUUUUAUCGGCAACACGGACAACGACGGCACCAAGACCAACCUCUUCGACCCCCCCAUCGUGGCCCAGUACAUCCGCAUCAUCCCGGUGGUCUGCCGCAGGGCCUGCACGCUGCGCAUGGAGCUGGUGGGCUGCGAACUCAACGUCUAUUCAAACACGUCAGGUUGCUCGGGGCCCCUGGGAAUGAGGUCCCGCCUCGUAUCCGACGGGCAGCUCUCGGCCUCCAGCGCUUUCCGCACGUGGGGCAUCGAUACCUUCACGUGGCACCCGCAGUUUGCCCGGCUGGAUAAGCAGGGCAAGACAAACGCCUGGUCCCCUGCACACAACAACCGCUCGGAGUGGAUCCAGGUCGAUCUGGAGAAGACGAAGCGGCUCACGGGCAUCGUCACUCAGGGGGCCAAGGACUUUGGGGUGGUGCAGUUCGUGACCGUGUUCAAAGUCGCCUACAGUAACGAUGGAGAGUCGUGGAGUACAGUGAAGCAGGAGGACACCGGCAAAGAUAAGCUUUUCCAAGGCAACGUGGACAACAACACCCACAAGAAGAAUCUCUUCGAGCCGCCGUUCUACGCCCGGUACGUCCGCGUGGUGCCCUGGGAGUGGCACGAGCGCGUCACUCUGCGCAUGGAACUGCUGGGCUGCGACGACUAGAAACCCGGCUGUCAGGGUUUUUCGACCCGGCGCCGCUCGGUCCCAAUCGGGCGGCUCCGUCUCCUCGGACCACGGCAGAGGGAGAAGAGAGCUCCUGCUGGGACUGUGACACUUGUAGCACUUUCUAACUGUAGUGGUCGUGUUAAUGACGUUGCUCACGGGGAGAAUACCGUAACUUGAAUUUGAAUAACUUUGGGUAAAAAGUAAAUGUGGUCUUGGUUCAUAUUAGUUACUCGUGAGUCGAUGGACGUCCUCUUCCAGUUCUCACUCGAAGCAAAAUUGCUUUAAACAGUUGGCAACCCACCCAUUUUUUGUUGAUUAACAGUCUGCGGAGGAGAGAUUAAAAAGGACCUCAUUGCUGUUUAAGCACACAUGACGGAGGACCUGUGCAAUAAUAUUUAAACGUUCAGACAAUCCUGGACGAAGUGUCAAACACUAGAAAAAUGACAUCUUUCAAAUUUGAACUGCAUACAUUUCAGCAGUUUUUUCCACUUCAUUCUCACAAAUAGUUUCAUUGAGUCUGAAUCCUUUUUACAACAGAAAUGAAAUAUGUAGAAAGAUGUGUUGAAAAUAAACCUUGUUUUACAUUUUUUUUUAUUAAUGUUAUUCAUUGUUGGUAUUGUACUAAGAUCAUUUAUUAAAAAUGUUUAAAAAAGGUAUCGUUUUUUACCGUUUCAAGAGCCACCAUACCUGUCACGUUGCAGUAUAAGCUUCUAUUAAGAAAGCUGAUCUUUAGAGAUAAAGAGUCACAUAUCGCUGCUCAUUGAAACCUGCAGAGGAAGGUCAAGCACGACUUUGUAUUCAUUUUGAUGCUCUCGGGACAGAAAUAAACUUCCAAUUCACAUACU
Messenger RNA from Pungitius pungitius (ninespine stickleback), 2400 nucleotides. RefSeq names its product EGF-like repeat and discoidin I-like domain-containing protein 3. Lineage: Eukaryota; Metazoa; Chordata; Actinopteri; Perciformes; Gasterosteidae. The record is from RefSeq and is a predicted model, not a curated record. Gene Ontology annotation, molecular function: calcium ion binding; signaling receptor activity. The transcript has 10 exons. Gene Ontology annotation, cellular component: plasma membrane. The coding region runs from base 119 to 1552 and encodes 477 amino acids.